UGUGUUUAGACGACAGCGAAAGACAAAAAGAGCCACGACGACGGAUUAUUAAGUCAAAAACAUCAACAAUGUUGAAAGAGUUGGUGCAGGAGCGACUGAUGGCGGCGGCUGAUGAAAUAUUCGCGCUGUUUGAACGAACGAUAGCGUCCUACGAGGAGGAACUUUCUCGAACACGAGAGGAGAAGAAGCGACAUCGACAACAACUGGAAGCUGCUAGCAAAACUCACAACAAAGACUUCCAGCAGCUGAUUGGUCCCACUCAGACGCAGGGGAGGAUCUCCACUCUUAAGCAGAAGGAUCCACGGCCCUCCUGCAUCAAAGAGGAAGAGGUGGAGCCACAGCCCCCCCUUCUGAAAGAGGAAGAGUUCCGGACCCCUUGGGAGGGCGAGUGUCUUCCUGAUCUCACCGAGAUCAGGAAGACUGUCGUCUCCGUGAAGACUGAAGACCACAAAGACAAAUCGCCGGAGUCCUCACCGCUCCGUCACAGUCCAAGUGAGGGGAACAAAGGGGCGGAGCCUCCGAGCUGCAGCAUGACAACAGGAGACCCCCGUGGAGCGCCACUGUCCUCUGAGCCUUUGAGCAGCGAUACAGACUGGGAAGGUGAUAUCAGGACUCAAACCGACAACAGACACUUUGACCGUUCUAAAAAAUAUUUCACCUGCACGUUUUGUGCCAAAAGAUUCACCCUGAAGACAAAUUUGACUCAACACCUCAGAACGCACACCGGAGAAAAACCUUUCAGUUGCUUGAUUUGCCGGAGUACAUUUUCCCGCCGGUCCACCUUAAAAAGACACACGGGGACGCACGCGGGGGAAAAACCUUUCGGUUGCUCGAUUUGCCACAACCGAUUCGCCCAAAAGACCGCUCUGGCGUCACACAUGCGGACGCACACGGGAGAGAAACCCUUCGGCUGUUCGGUGUGCGGGAACAGGUUCUCGCACAAGUCAUAUCUGGUGUCACACAUGCGGACGCACACGGGGGAAAAACCUUUCAGGUGUUCAGUUUGCGGGAGUACGUUUUCUCAAAGGUCCACUUUAAAGAGACACUUGCGAACACACGCAGGAGGAAACACCUCUUAAAUGCUCAUUUUGUGGUCAAAGCGUUUGUCCGGGUUGAGAUUAAACAUUAUUAUAUAUUUUCAUUCCAGUUAACAGUGCACCAUUUGUCCAAACGGUCUGUUCUUCCGCUGUUGUUGUGUCAUGUGCUCUCCCCCCCUCCCAAACUGAGCCUACUCCCUCCCUCCCACUUUGU
Molecule: messenger RNA, 1251 nt
Organism: Nerophis lumbriciformis (worm pipefish)
Lineage: Eukaryota; Metazoa; Chordata; Actinopteri; Syngnathiformes; Syngnathidae
Biological process (GO): regulation of gene expression
Cellular component (GO): nucleus
Source: RefSeq, a predicted model, not a curated record